This is a messenger RNA of Osmia bicornis bicornis, 1972 nucleotides long. RefSeq names its product protein spaetzle-like. The record is from RefSeq and is a predicted model, not a curated record. The transcript has 6 exons. Lineage: Eukaryota; Metazoa; Arthropoda; Insecta; Hymenoptera; Megachilidae. Gene Ontology annotation, molecular function: growth factor activity; Toll binding. Gene Ontology annotation, cellular component: extracellular region. Gene Ontology annotation, biological process: central nervous system formation; innate immune response; regulation of Toll signaling pathway. The coding region runs from base 129 to 929 and encodes 266 amino acids.
CGAUCACCUAUAAACAAAAUUGAAAAAUAAGUGUCAUUUCAGUGUUCGUGCAGUGUGCGUGUUUGCGUGGGUGUAUAUGUGUACGUAUGUAGUAAGAACCAACGUAGUAAUUAAUAAGUGUAAAAAAAAUGCGACGAGGAUGCGACGAUCUGACUAUAACGCUUUUCAAAUUUGGCCUUUUAACAGUGCUGGCAGCACAGUGCAUUUUUCCCUAUCCAUACCAUCAAGCCGGUCGUGAUGAUCUUGAAGACCUUAUAAAUGAAACUGCUGAAAAUGUUGAACAGUUCAACCUCAAAAGAAUUCGCAGAAAUGUCUCGAGGCAUCAAAAUACACACCGGCCAUCACCACGAGCGAGGCAGACAGAUUUUGUGUUUCCCGAAGAAAUAAUUGUACCUGCUUGUAAAGGGUCCACGUAUUGUGAAACAGUGGAUAAUUAUCCGAAAGAUGCAGUAAAUCGGGCGAUUCAACGAAACGAAAGUAUUAAAUACUUAGAAAGUGUAGAUAUAAUUGAUUUAUCACCUGUGGAAGAGAGGAUAGGUCAAACAGAUGAUAUAUCUCUCUGCAUGUCCAUGGAACACCUUAUAUAUCCUCAAUCAGCUAAAAAUAAAGAUAACGAAUGGAAGUUUGUUGCAAAUCAAGAAAAUUUGAAACAGGGUGUACGAAUUGAAAAAUGUAGCAGAGAGAAUACAAGUUGUACUUCAAUUGGAAGUCUUGCUGCAGGUUACAGGACAAACUGUAAGCAAAAAUACGUUUACAGAGAACUUGCAUCGGUGACGACAAAUGGUACAAUCGCUCCGGAUGUAUUUAUGUUUCCAUCAAGUUGCUGCUGCCACGCAUCGUUUAAUGGAAAUGUACUCACAAGAAUGGGUGUAGACAUUGUGGAUCAGAGAAGUCAAAUGACACUUAUUAAAACGCGAAAAAGAAAAUGAACAUUUGAAUCAAUGUUACAAAGAAAAUGAAGCUCUAUCAGAGCAUUUACCAUUAUGCCUUCAACUCUUUGAGAGUUUCUGAACAAAUAUGCACUCACGGCAUAAUCAUUGUUGGCCAAAAUCAAGUCACCAUAAACGUUCCAUAGAUUGGAGUCUACUGUUACAACAUUAUAAUAUUAAACAUCAUUCCUUUUCGCUCUCGGUAAUUUAGUUUUUAAGCAUAACGAUAUAUAAUAUUAUAUGUAUAUGUGUAUAUAUAUGAAUACACUAAAAGAAAUAUAAGUUUUAUGCGAGAUAAUCUACCAGCUUAGCUGGAAUAUUUAAACUUAGAAGUGAUAAGGCUCGUAGAUGCGAUGAUCCAUGAUUUAUGGAUGGUCUGAAACAGGCACAGAUUUGUAUCGUGGGAUACUGUGUGAUAUGUUAUAGUCAUUGAGGUCAAUAUUGUGAUUUUUUAACUUAAGAAUACCUUUUUAUAUCUGUUUUCAACAAUAAUAAAUAUUUUUUCACCAAGCAAAACAAUUAAAAUCAAGGGUAAUAUAUUUGUUAUCCGUGAAGAAAAAUAUCAGCUGCUUAUAGCUAAUAUUUUAUAAAUUAUAAAAAUAAAUAUAUGUAGAUCGUUUGGUAAACGAAAAAAAACAUAUUUUGCUUCAGAUAAUUAAUAAUCUCAGUUUGCAAGUACACAAAAAUUUAUUCGUACAUAUUAAAUACAAUGCUUACAGCUAUAUUGUAGUUCUUGUUCUGACAUAAGAUUUUGUUCAUGGUUAAUUGUACAUUAAUCUUUAUAUUUUUGCCGAAAUUUCGAAAAUCUAAAUAAAAUACAAUGUACAAGGGAGUAAAAAUCUAUUGAAACAAGGUUACAUUUAUGUGUUACAGUAAGUUUAUUAAUUUAUACUACUUCCGAAUAAUCUUAUACUAAAUAGAUUGUACAAAAAUUUUGUAGACGUCACUGCCUCUUUUCAAUUUUUUUUUUUUUGUAUGUUUUUCCACUGGUUCAUGACCAUAUCUCUAAGAGAUCACAAUUUACAUGUUUAAAAUAUAACAAA